AUGAACAAGCCCAUUACAGUCUUAGGAGACCUUAACUGUAACGUCUUAAAGGAGAGCCCAGAGAGAAAAGCUUUGUCUAAUUUCUUGUCUGAGACUAACCUGAAGCAGAUAAUUACAACACCAACAAGGAUAACAGACAGCUGCGAACCUCUGAUUGAUGUUAAUUUAGUCUUAUCUCCUGACCUCGUCCAUGCCCGUGGCGUUACUAACACUCCUAUUAGUGAUCACUUACCUGUAUACGUGGAGUUAAAGCUGAAACUCCCUAAACCUCUACCAUGUUAUAUCUCAACAAGGAGUUACAAGCAUUAUAACCCCGGUCUGUUUACCGCAGACCAGGUUUCUUUCGAUUUUUUCAGAGGAAGAAAUAAAUUUCAAACUUGCAACGUUUAA
Pocillopora meandrina is the source of this 390-nucleotide messenger RNA. NCBI's taxonomy places the organism in Eukaryota, Metazoa, Cnidaria, Anthozoa, Scleractinia, Pocilloporidae. The record is from the annotation of a GenBank genome assembly.